GAACUACCUAUUAUCGAGUAAGCUCUCUAAGCCCCUCUUCCCAUUGUUGAUCCCGUCGUCUCACCUGCCCUCGAAGCCACCACCGAACCCCGAAAAUGGUGUGGAGUCGUCGCUUGAUCCAUUUAGGCGCUGCCUCGCGUGGGAAACACAACGCCGCCGCAGCUGCGACGACAAUACCUCCGUGAGAGACUGUUAAGCCGUGGCCAAGCGUGUUACUGCCGCCGCGCCUAAGAAAAGUUCCCCGAUCCCGCUUGCUCUGCCGUGAUCAAAAAACGAGAUGGAUUAUACGGAGGAGCGCAUAUAUAAAGGGCAAUGGAAGAUGGAUUUGCCGGAAGUAGCAAUCUUCCAAGUGGAGAUACACCAAAAUCAAAUGCAAACCUCCAAGCACAGAAGAAACUUCAAAAAAGUCAAGCACAAGUCGAUGAAGUUGUUGGCAUAAUGAGAGUAAACGUGCAAAAAGUUCUAGAGCGUGAUUCAAAAUUAAGUGAUCUAGACAACAUGGCAGAUCAGCUACAAAUGGGAGCCUCUCAAUUUGAACAGCAGGCAACAAGACUCAAGAGGAGAAUGUGGUGGAAGAACUUAAAGAUGAUGAUUAUCCUUGGAUUGAUUGGUUUAAUUUUUGCGAUUAUUUUCAUUACUUGGAUUUGGUCCGCGUUCGCAGGUGAAUCAACCAGUAAUCCAUGAACAUCAUAAAUUUUGCCUGUUGAAGUCAUCGUUUCUUGCUAUUGUAUCUAUUUAAAUUAGGACUGUAAGUUAUAAAUUGAUGUAGCACCUAAGAAGUAUUUGAAGACUCCUUUUUCUGUCGAGAGAUAUGGCUCUGUCAGGGAUUAAAACCCUUAGACCUUUUAUUUUUUUAUUUUAUCAGUAUAAUGUUUCAAUCAAGAAUAAUUUCUGGUCAACCUGUCUGUUUUAAGUUUGCAAUACCAUCGUGAUCCUUGAGUGUACGUUAUUCAACUGUAAAAAUAGUGGAAAAUUCCAAAAAAGUACUUAUCUUGCCAACAUUUUUUGGAAUAUUUGCUUAAAAAAACAGGAGGUCUGUACUGCUGUCAAAAGUAAGAACUUUUUUCAAUCCUUUAAAAGUUGUCAAAUAUCUUCUGAUUAAAUCUAUUUUCCAGAACACUCAACUAAAUAUCAUAAAAAUUUUAAGGAUGUUUUACAUGCGAUUCAAUCUGACUUACCCAAAAUUUUCAAGGAUGAAUAUUCACAAUUUUUUAGAGCUAUGCAUGCAUUUUGAGUAAUUUGGCAACUUUGAAAUAUUUGUGCGGUGCUUUACUAUUUAAAAAAUUCUAGUGAAGUGUACACUCUGGAUGAGACUGUAAAAACUUGCCAUCCAUGGUGUCUUUUUGAGAGAAAAAUUUUAAUGUCCUAUAACAUAUUUACUGCCCUAUUAUUGUUGGUUCAUUUUAGGGGGUAUUGUUGAGCUUUUUAUCGUUUCAAAAUACUCUUUGAUUUGGCUAAGUUGCUAGUUUUUAAUGUCUUAAAAAGCACCGUAUCGUAAUUUUGUUAUUAUUUUUGAAGUAGUAUCAUGCUUCCUCCUUUUUCUUUAUAAAAUACUUACUGAGUGGCUAAAGAUUUUCUGAAGAGACCAUUAGCCACUUUUCCUCUCUUUUCCUUAUCCAUGCACUGGACUGAGAGUAAAAUCGUUUUUAUUUUUUAUAUUAUAUUCCACGUGUAUAAUUUAGGAAUUAUAUAUUAAGAGUACUUGAAAUUUUAGAAUGCUGAAGCAAGCUCCCUCCUUAACCCUUAUCAAGAAAGUCUAAACUUUUUUCUUCUAAAGAGACAAAGCUGAAAUGAACGUGUUUUUUAUUGCAUUUUAGCUACUAUUUCAAAACCGUGCUUACUGCCGGCUAGUUUAAAUUAGUUUAAACAUCCUCCUUCAUUUUUUUUGACACAUCAGUUUUUUUUCAUAGCUGUAAAGGUUUUUGUCAGAGAAAAAUUGCUGGAAUGUCUGUUGUGAUGUCUACAUGUAAAGGAGUUAAUCAUGAAGUUCCAGUUUAUCGAUGUUACUUAAAAUUUCCAACAACAAUACCUAGAUGUCAAACUAGGAGGCACCUAUCUACACAGGAAGUUUUAAAGAUACAUCUAUCUUUUUUUCAACUUUAGUAUAAAACGCAUGUUGUUUUUUUAAACCUCCCUUUGUCGAUAGAUCCCUGUUGCAUGAGGGUGUCCAAUCAUAGCCCUAAGUUUUGACUCAUUUCAUGUUAUCUUUUGCUAAAUCACAAUAAAAUGAAAUCAGUAUUUCUAAAGGUAAUCGUGCUUAUCUUUUACCUGCAUCCUGGACGUUGUCUCUUUAUUUAGGCUGGAUAGAUGACUCUAGUUGAAUUAGAAAGAAGAAAUAAUUGCCAACUGGUCAAAGGCUGAUUAAUUAGCCCUUUUAACAUCUUUGAAUUGAGUUCCAUGCCAAUUUGUCAAGAGAAACAUCUUUAAAGACAUCAGGCUAUUAAAGAUUCAAAUAAUGACACAAAAAUAUGCACUGAAUACGUAAUUGUCUUUCUUGAAUAAUGACUAGAUGGAAGGUUGGCAGAUCGAUUAUUAGUUUGCUCUCAUGGACAUGUUGUAAAGAGCGUUGGUUUUGGUUUAUUGCAACUUAUUUUCUCAUGGAAUGUUCAGUAGACUUGUACAUACAGCUAAAAGUAAUCAAGCUUUAUAGUUUUUUGAGUCAGCAUGUAACUGGGUAUAAGCGCCUUGCAAGAAAUACAUGUUUCUGCAUUACUGUGCUUUUAGAUGCCUUCCGUUUGCUAAUUCCGUCAGAUCAAAACAGGAAGAAAGAACACAGUUUCGGAAGCUGCUCCCUCAAAGAUUAUUCUCUGUGACCUAAAAGUUACUUUAAAACUUCUCAUUUCAUUCGGUGCAUCAAGGCAAGGGCCUCAGUUGGAUCGAAUUUAGCGAAAAGGAAGCAAUUCAAUUACAGUGCUGUCAUAAUUUUGCGGAGGUUUUGCUUUAAAAUAAUGUAAUGCGCCUUCUUGUAUUGAAAUUUACAGAAUUGUUUUCUUUUAAAAUUGAAAACAUUUGUUAGAAAAACUAAAAUAUUAAAUCUUCUAGGUGUUUUUGAGAUCAAGGCAAAGUUGCAUGAUAAUUAUAAUACUUUAACUGUCUUGGUUCUCUUUUGCUAAAUUCGAGCCAGUUAAUUUUUGUAAGAGAAACAGAUGAUGAUAAAGUUUAUCUCCUGCUGAGAAUGUUGGUGUUAUGUCCUUUAAGGUUUAAAAUUUCGGGAUCCUAGAAUUAAAUCAUAUGGUGACAGCUGCCACACAAUUCUCAUAAUUAUCCUGAAACGUGACUAAAUACCAUCGGUACUCAAAGUGACGGCCAGUGUUACACUUUUUCAACUACAUAUUAAACUAUCAUUUGUCAAAAACUCUAAUUUGCAUUUACUCUGUAAACUUUUAAAUCCAAUCGCAGUGGGUAGGUACCUAAAUGUUGGUGAUAGGUUUAUUCUAACAAUGAAUGUAUGGUCUUGUAUCAUAUUCAUGUGAAGUUUCAAAUUAAUUUAAAUUUUUAAUGUUUGCGGCUAGCAAGUAACAUAUUAAUCCAGGUAUCUCAUUCAAUUUUAUCGCACGGUACUGAUGAGUAAUAUGGCAUGAACAAUUUGUUUUGUGCUUAAUUUAUGUCUGUGCGCAUCUAUGCGAAGUAUCUGCUUAAAACAAAUUAUGAGUUCAGAGACUUUGUGAUAAUCAUCUUAUAUAGUCUUUUCGUCUGUGUUUACUUGCACCUGUUUUACAACAGCUCAUUAAAAUUCUCUCUCAAUUUUCAUUGAGAUCAUGACUCUGAAUAUUUGCACUCCUGCAGUUAUUGUAAAUUGGUGUAAGUACCUCCCAUAAAUCUUAAUGUGUUUUUAUUCCUCAAUCCAUUAAACAUAAUAAAGUCCCAUGCCUAACUAACAUUUACCUCCAUUUGAUUAUCUUUCAUCAUAGGGUUUGCAUAAAAAUAAUUUAUUUAUAUGUUAGCUCCAUAUUAUGAUGUUAGUGCCUUUUUUGUAUGUACAUUUAUUUCAAUAAAGUAUUUUUUUAAAAA
Bemisia tabaci is the source of this 4011-nucleotide messenger RNA. Its product is annotated as vesicle-associated membrane protein 3. Gene Ontology annotation, biological process: vesicle-mediated transport. Gene Ontology annotation, cellular component: membrane. NCBI's taxonomy places the organism in Eukaryota, Metazoa, Arthropoda, Insecta, Hemiptera, Aleyrodidae. The record is from RefSeq and is a predicted model, not a curated record.